Messenger RNA from Coccinella septempunctata (seven-spotted ladybird), 803 nucleotides. RefSeq lists its product as uncharacterized. NCBI's taxonomy places the organism in Eukaryota, Metazoa, Arthropoda, Insecta, Coleoptera, Coccinellidae. The record is from RefSeq and is a predicted model, not a curated record. The transcript is spliced from 5 exons. Bases 118 to 732 code for a protein of 204 amino acids.
ACAUUCGAAAAUUUCAGUAAAAUUAUUAAUGUCAGAUUAAUUUUAGGACGUCAUCUUAUUUGAGUGCCGUCAAUUUUUCAGAAGGUCUCAUUUUUUUUCCUUGCGUACCAUCAUUGAAUGAUGGAGUUCGAAAACAGAAAUUUCGAGACAGAAUACAGGGGAAGUUACGUCCGUAAGACAAUAGCACCGCUUAUCAAAUAUAAAAUCAAGCAAGAAUUUCAAGACCCAAUAACCGAAGGCUUCAAACACUACCUAUCUACCGAUGUGGGAAAUGAAGAAGAAAAAAUUGAAAACUGUAACGAUUUCACUAAAAGAUAUGGUGAAAACAACCCCAAAAUAGCCGAAAGGUAUUUCAAAGAACCCCUUAAUACGGCCGUUGUGGAUAAUACGGAAGCUUUUGAGAAGAAAACGGCUUAUCAUCAACAUUUCUGUUCUUUCGAUGGAUACGAAAAAUUCCUUCCAACUAAAGAGAAGCCGAGAGUACCUCUACCAGAGGGCUGGGUAGAAGGAACCACUACCCAUAAAUGGUCUUACAGAAAUCCGGUCAUCUUGUUCCCUAAUAUUUACAAAACCAGGCCUUCUUUAUUCAGGCCACUAUGUGAAAUGGAUGAAGCUUAUAAACACAGCUUGAAGAGUAAGAAUGUAAGCGAAUUAGCUGGUACCAUAGGAGAACUAGGAACUUUUAUUUUGGAGAAUGAAAUGCAUGGAAGCAUGCAAAAAUUGGAUCUCUGAACUCUUCUGCUUUUCUUUAUAACUAUUUUACCGAAAUUGUAGCAACGCUUACAAUAAACAUUUAUUUCAUG